AUGUCAGACAAUAGGAAAAAUAAGACAAAGGCAUCUAAUGCUAUAUCAGGAUCUCUAAAAGAUGCGGAGAAAAGACGUAGACAAGUUUUUAAACCAAUACUUGAUAACCCAUAUACGCAGACAAAGUUAUGGCCUUUUAUUUCACCAGAGCUUUCAAAUACCAUACUAGAACACCUCAGUCAGAUUCUAUCCAAUUUAGGAUAUUAUAAUGGGUUGCUUGCCGAAGCAAAAAACAACAGUAGCUCCAAAAUUAAAACCACUGAUAUUCCAGAAAUUCGUAAGGAAAUAACGAUUGGAUUCAACUCCACUAUUAAAGCAUUAGAAACUCAGGCAUCAAAACACAGAUCUAGAUUGGUCAAAAAAUCUAAAACACAUAAAAAGCAACGUACAUCUGAUUCUGCCCCAUAUAUUAAGUAUGUACUCGUGGCUAAGUACGACAUCAUACCAUCUUUAUUGACAAAUCCAUUCCCGGUACUUGCAUAUACAUCUUCUACAUCGGCGAGUGAUAAGGUAAAGCUAAUACAGCUACCUCGAGGAAGUAUGUCUAGACUUUCAUCCAUAUUGAGAAUUGAGAAUACAAGCAUUUUAGGACUUUCAGACAAUAUUGAACAAGCACAAGCAUUAUAUAAUAUAAUAGAAUCAGAGGUCAAAGAUGUUGAAGUUCCAUGGUUAAGCUAUCUUUUGUCUGAAAAUGACCAGAAAGCCGACCAGCAAGUACAGGGUGUUUUCAGAAAACCGGCCGUAAAGUUCUUAAAUACGUCUGCGCCAAUAAUGGCCAGGAAGAAUGAUCAAAAGGCUAAAAAUAAGGAGAGAAAAGAUGCUGCCGAAGCAAAAGACAAUAUUAAUGAGAGCAAGACAAUGUAA
Debaryomyces tyrocola is the source of this 864-nucleotide messenger RNA. The record is from the annotation of a GenBank genome assembly. Lineage: Eukaryota; Fungi; Ascomycota; Pichiomycetes; Serinales; Debaryomycetaceae.